AUGACUCGACUGGAAGGGCGCAAACGAUCAAAGCUCGCAUGCCAGACGUGUCGCGACCUCAAGCGGAGGUGUGACGGCGCUCAUCCAUGUGGGACAUGCGUUCGAUUCGAGUAUCAUUGCAAUUACCAGGUGGCCAGGAGAAGAAGAGAACCGGAUCGUAACCCGGGCCCGACCGGAGAUCCGGCGCCGGCGCUGCCGAGUUUGCAGUCUCCCCUUGACGAUGUCGCAUCAUCGACGGCGAGUUCGCAUGCCCAGGCUCGCUCAGUGGAGGCGAAUUCAUGUCCUGCAUUUGUCAGGAGCAUGGCUCUGCGGCUGGAUCCCAAAAGAAACCCGAGGAUGCACAGCUUUGCCUGGAACGCCUUUCUUGGAUCACGGCGGACUUUACAUGUGCAUACUCCGGCCGUCCAAUCGAUUACGGAUGUGGUAUCCCAAAAGAGGCUACAAGAGCUAGCAGCCGUAUAUCUUGGAAAGGUUGACCCGGUUUAUGGAUUCAUCGAUCGCGAACAAGUUCUUCAGCGUAUACAGCAGAGAUGGGCCUCCCGGAAUGCUACUCAUGUACAAGAUGCUGUGCUUUGUGGCAUCGCUGCCCUGGGAUGUUUGUUCUCGCAGAUAAACGCUGACACGGCCGAGGUCUCGUUGGUAGAGUUGGCAAGAGUCUUGCUUGAGAAGACCUUAUCAACCCUCUCGUCCGCCGAUAGCAUUACAGCAUGGCUGCUCCGUGUCAUCUAUCUUAGGAUUGCGGACACGCAUUAUGCUGCUUGGAUGGCGAGCUGUACGGUGAUGCACAUGAUAGAUGCUGCUGGUCUCAAUAUAGAAGCCCCGGAGGAAGCCAUGGAUCCGGCCCCUCACCAAGAGAUCAGUCUAGAGCUAAGGAAGAGGAUAGUGUCUAUUGCUCAGCAUCUCAACAUAUGGAUGUCGUUUGACAUGGGGCUGACCCGCGUCGCUCUACCCGACACAAUCACGACAGUCCCUUUGGUGCGAGAGGGGGACUUCACCAGCGAGCUAAUAGAGUUGCUUCCAUUAUCAAUAGAGCUCGACCCCCAAAGGAAACCCACCGCAUUUGAGCUGGAAUAUGCGCUGCAAGUAGUGCUCGGCCGCACGCAUUCCAGCCCACCGUCGGUUCUUGCUCAGUGUAACUUGGCGCUCUGUCUCUGUCGCCGACUGCGGUCGAUGGACGUUGCGCUGACGGAUUCUGUGCUCCAGCAGGUGCUCACGCUGACAUCAAAUGGGAUUCGAGCUGUCCAAGCAGUAUUGACUGCUCGCUCCCCUUGGCAUCAGAUGACCUAUGUGCCGUUUCAGAUUGUGUGUGUGUUGCUUGCUAUAGAUACGGUUUCGUCAAUCUCUCAGCUACGAGACGCAAUGCAAUGUCUUCAAGAUGUAUGCGCCGUCUACAAUACGGAGGCAACGCAGGAGGCAUUAAGAACGGCACGCUCACUCGUCUUACUACAUCAAAGAGGCAAAGAGAUGUUUGCUUCGGCUUUGAGUGAGAUAUUGAAGAGCCGCCCAAUGAGUCCCAUUGGAGAUGUCACAGACGAUUGCCAUGUACUGGAUGAUACAACCGGCACGAAUAAUUUUUCGGACCAAUUUUUCGGCCUACAAUAUAACGAUAUGGAUCAACUUCUGAGCGCCGACUUCUUCUGGAAUAUUACCAACAAUAGGUUUUAA
Trichoderma aggressivum f. europaeum is the source of this 1665-nucleotide messenger RNA. RefSeq names its product transcriptional regulator family: Fungal Specific TF. The record is from RefSeq and is a predicted model, not a curated record. Gene Ontology annotation, biological process: response to xenobiotic stimulus; regulation of DNA-templated transcription; DNA-templated transcription. The transcript has a single exon. Gene Ontology annotation, molecular function: DNA-binding transcription factor activity, RNA polymerase II-specific; DNA binding; zinc ion binding. The coding region runs from base 1 to 1665 and encodes 554 amino acids. NCBI's taxonomy places the organism in Eukaryota, Fungi, Ascomycota, Sordariomycetes, Hypocreales, Hypocreaceae.